Messenger RNA from Dalotia coriaria, 835 nucleotides. It is a transcript of the gene MBD-like, whose product is annotated as methyl-CpG-binding domain protein 2. NCBI's taxonomy places the organism in Eukaryota, Metazoa, Arthropoda, Insecta, Coleoptera, Staphylinidae. The coding region runs from base 94 to 729 and encodes 211 amino acids. The record is from RefSeq and is a predicted model, not a curated record. The transcript is spliced from 2 exons.
ACCGACGCUGCGUCAGUCGCUCGCCCGUCAUCGCGCCGAGCGUAUGUGCAUGUAAACAAACAGCACAAAACCUAACAUUUCCCAGUGUUCACGAUGAAUAUGUCCAAUAUAACCAUCGAGAAAACCAAGUAUGACUGUUCGCCACGCGUGGAGAACAAAAGAUGGACGCAGCAGACGCCCGCCGAUCGCGAAUUGUCGUUGAAGAAGACCGGAAUACAGCUGGGUAAGGUCGAUGUGAUGUACUACAGCCGCAAUGUGCGGAACGACGCGUCGCUGGUGCCGCCGAUACGCCAGACGGCGUCGAUAUUCAAGCAGCCGGUCACGGUGUAUAAGACACAGGAGAGUAAAGUGAAGACUGACUUCAAACACGGCGUGCAGGAGAAGCCAAAGCAGUUGAUAUGGGAGAAACGUUUGGAAGGCCUGCGCGCUUGUGACCUUGACGGCGUGCAAUUCGAAGGCAUGGUCCUGCCCAAAGGACUCAAACCAGUCGGGCCGAAUGUAACCGAAGAGACAAUCAUCCAGAGCGUCGCCACCGCACUGCACGUCUCCGUGCAACCCGUCACCGGGCAAACAGGGAACAAAAACUCGCUGGAAAAGAACCCCGGGGUGUUCAUCGACCCGAAACAGCCGCUGGUGCAAGCCGUUAAUAUCGCCGACGACGACAUCAAGCAACAGGAGGAGCGCGUCGCGGCCGCACGGAAAAAACUACAAGACGCGCUUGUCGCUUAGGUUUUAAGUAUAAGUUUAAAAUAUAAACAUAAUUUGUUGGAUAUUUAUGUUAUUUUAGGCACUUUUUAAGAGAAAAUAAGAAUAAAUGAUUAUGUGAGAAAAGAAA